Molecule: messenger RNA, 2142 nt
Organism: Penicillium canariense
Lineage: Eukaryota; Fungi; Ascomycota; Eurotiomycetes; Eurotiales; Aspergillaceae
Exons: 3
Coding region: 1-2142 (713 amino acids)
Biological process (GO): mRNA processing
Cellular component (GO): nucleus
Molecular function (GO): RNA binding
Source: RefSeq, a predicted model, not a curated record
AUGGCCGCGAAGCGUCCGCGCGCUACCUUUGAGGCCGAUCAGGCUGAGGCGGGCGGACGUGAUGAUGGCUCGUACCUGCCGGUGUGGAAGCAGGAGGUUACGGAUGAGCGGGGACGGAAGCGACUACAUGGUGCUUUCACGGGUGGCUUCAGUGCUGGCUACUUCAAUACAGUCGGCUCUAAGGAAGGAUGGACUCCGGCGAGCUUCGUCUCCUCCCGCCAAAACCGUGCGCGCGAUGCGAAACAGGCAAGCCAGCAACAACGACCGGAGGAUUUCAUGGAUGAAGAGGACCUCAGAGAACAAGAAGAGUCACGAACACUACACACCACGGAAGGAUUUGCAGGGUUUGGGUCAUCCGAUGCAGAUGCGACGCGAAGGGCGGGACUCAUGGACCUCCUCAAGGCUGGCGGAGAGACAAUGGGAGUCAAACUGCUGAAGAGGAUGGGCUGGCGUGAGGGUCAAGGCAUUGGCCCCAAAGUGCGGCGUCAACCCAACCUGGACGAGAGCACAGCUGCCAGUCGGGAUGGCACGGAGCAAACGUAUCUGUUCGCGCCGGAGAACCCCCCCAUGGUAUCCUUUAUUCGCAAAACGAAUUUCAAAGGCCUUGGCUUCGAGGGCGAGUCUCGUCUUGAGGCCCCUGAGACCAGUCGCGAUGAACUGGAGGACUCCGAUUCCUUCUUUGGAGGGCGCCUGGCGGUCAAACAGAAAUCAAGGCCGAAGACGAAGGACUCUCGACGAGGCGGGUUCGGCGUCGGUAUCCUCAACGACACUGGGUCCGACGAUGAAGAUCCGUACUCCCUCGGUCCACAGAUAUCCUACAGCAGAACCAUUGGCGGCGACAAGAAGAAAAAGAAGAAGGGCAAAGCUGAGGAGGGGAAGCCAACGAUCGCAGCAGCCAACCCCCUACUGGAUGCCAACCCCGUCUUCAUCUCAAAGAAGGUCGCAGCGGCUCGCACCGCUGGAGGCUUCAGAAAAUGCCGUGACGGACGAUUGCCGCUGGACGGAUUCGUUCUGGCCGAUAGCUUGUCCGGCCUUUCUAUCUCGGAGAAGAAGUACGAGCCGCCUCCAAUCCCAGAGGGAUGGAAGUCUACCAAACAGCCCGCAUCAACCGAACGGGACUCCUCGAACUACGUAUCUACAGCGGAGGCGGCCAAGGCGUCCUCGCUGGAUCCUACCUCAAGAGCGGCAGCUCUGGGAGAAGCUCCACUCCCAGGGAAAUCGAUUUUCGAUUGGAUGACCCCCGAAGCUCGCGAGCGCAUCGCGAAGCUUACUGGAAACACCAAUCUCCCCCCUGCCCUGAGUGAAGGGGCCCCGAAAGGCUUCGCAACAUCUGAUGCCCAAAAGCGAAAAGAUCUUUGGGAUCUCGUGCCGAAGUUGGACAAGCAGACUGCCGUCCAGGCCUUGUCUCGCGCCGUCAGCGGAUGGAUGCCCUAUUCAGAAGACGAGAAUAAACGCGCGCGCUAUCGGACCUUCCUUGAAGUGCGAGCAGAAGUCCGCGACUCUCUUCCCGAUCGCCUUCCUGGAUCCAGCACCGAUGAAUGGGUCACCGAGAUGCAAGAGUUCGCGCGGGCGGCGGAGGUCUUCAAGCCCAUGUCCGGGAUUAUGGCAUCUCGAUUUACGUCGGCUUCCUCGGGGCCCAAGGUGGCCUCUGAUGCCCCGGACCCCACUGAUUCCCCUUUGAGUCGCCCCGCUGGAAAAGCAGAUCCCCCCGCUGUGGCGGCUGCCAAGAUUGGCAUGUUCGGGCAAAUGACCCGCAGUUCAAUAUCUUUCUAUCCUUCUCGUCUACUGUGCAAGCGCUUCAAUGUCAAACCCCCGGGCCACGUACAACUUGAUCCCGGGGAACAGUCUGGAGGCUCAGAUAGCGGGCCUGGGACUCGCGUCCAUCCCGGCGGCUCCCAGACAGAUACAGCAGCCCGCAAAGAGCUCGUGUCACAGGAGGUGAUGAACAUGAUCCUCAUGGAAUCGGGCCGCCAGCCGCUAGCCGCUAGUUCCGAUGCCGCUGGAUCAGACCAUGCAUCAGGCCCGCAAAUGGCCCAUCCACCUGCACCAGUCGUCGAGCCGGAGCGCAACGAGGCCCUCGAGGCUGAGCGACCGGGCGACGCCGUUUUUAAGGCCAUCUUUGGCAGUGAUGACGAAGAUUAG